Mucor mucedo is the source of this 537-nucleotide messenger RNA. Its product is annotated as ESCRT-II complex, vps25 subunit. NCBI's taxonomy places the organism in Eukaryota, Fungi, Mucoromycota, Mucoromycetes, Mucorales, Mucoraceae. Gene Ontology annotation, molecular function: protein homodimerization activity; structural molecule activity. The transcript has 6 exons. Gene Ontology annotation, cellular component: ESCRT II complex. Gene Ontology annotation, biological process: protein transport to vacuole involved in ubiquitin-dependent protein catabolic process via the multivesicular body sorting pathway. The coding region runs from base 1 to 537 and encodes 178 amino acids. The record is from RefSeq and is a predicted model, not a curated record.
AUGAGUUCUUUAGAUUUCGAAUACCCGUCCUUGUUUGAUUUUCCUCCUUUCUUUACUCGACAAAUUACAGAUUCGACAUGGAAGAGUCAAGUGUCUCAAUGGGAAACAUUCAUACUUGCUUACACACGUCACAAGCAUUUGUUUAGAAUCGAUGUACAUCAAGCUACUGCACCGGGAGGAAUAGAGAUUUUCGAGAAUAGAAAGAUUAAUCGACGUCUGUCUUUUGAAACCUUACAAGAAAUUAUUGAAGAAAUGGUCCAAAAGGGUACGGCAGAAUGGGAAGGUGGUAAUAAGGGUCCAAGGAGUGAAGCGUUAAUAUACUGGCAUACACCUGACGAGUGGGCCAAUUUGAUUUGGAACUGGAUCAAUGAAACAGGCCAAAAUAAUCAGAUUGUAACGUAUUACGAAAUAGCUCAUGGCGAAUUAGCAGAAGGACAAGAAUUUUAUGAAUUAGAUAAAGCACUUUUAAACAAGGCAUUAAAUAUUCUUGGAACAGAUGAAGAUAGUAUGGGUGUAAAGUUUUUUGGAUCACAAUAA